This is a messenger RNA of Onychomys torridus (southern grasshopper mouse), 1014 nucleotides long. It is a transcript of the gene Sdhaf1, whose product is annotated as succinate dehydrogenase complex assembly factor 1. Gene Ontology annotation, biological process: mitochondrial respiratory chain complex II assembly. The coding region runs from base 99 to 455 and encodes 118 amino acids. The record is from RefSeq and is a predicted model, not a curated record. The transcript has a single exon. Gene Ontology annotation, cellular component: mitochondrion. NCBI's taxonomy places the organism in Eukaryota, Metazoa, Chordata, Mammalia, Rodentia, Cricetidae.
GCGGACGUGGCCGUUGCCUUGCCCUUCAGCUUCCUAGGACUGUGUGUUGGGGCGGUGCUUCCGGCGGGUUUGCUGCGGCUGCCUGCGACCCGGCGAUCAUGAGCCGGCCCAGCAGGCUGCAGAGGCAAGUUCUGAACCUGUACCGAGAGCUGCUGCGCGCCGGGCGGGGGAAACCCGGCGCCGAGGCGCGGGUGCGCGCCGAGUUCCGGCAGCACGCCAGCCUUCCGCGCUCCGACGUGCUGCGUAUCGAGUAUCUGUACCGCCGGGGACGGCGCCAGCUACAGCUGCUGCGUUCUGGCCACGCCACGGCCAUGGGUACCUUCGUGCGCCCUCGGGGACCGACUGAGGAACCCACCGACACGGCAACCCCAGGGACCACGCUGGGCGAUAGCGAUAGCCCAAAGAGUCCUUGUGAAGGCACAGGGCCACGGGAGACGAGAUCCGGUGGACUGUGACAGACCCAGAGAAGGGUGCCUCCGGGCAGUUUGGGAAGAUGGGGAACUCAACUGAUGGAAGGUGAGAUGUCUUGAGAGACCGCCGAACCUUCUUGAUGCAGGGUGAGAGAUCAGACACUCUCUCACCAGGAGGGUUCCCGGCAUGCUGUGGCACCGGCAGGCUGCCCCAUGCAUGUUGUGAUGCACUAACCCUAAGUCAAAGAUCCAAACGCAGGGACGAAUAGGAGCCGACACACCUCUGGACUUCGGAGAACACACCCACCCCGCGCUCUUGAGGACCUGCCCUUUGCUGUUUUUAACGCGGGGAAAAGCAGACUUUUGCCUAGCAAGUUUAAUAAAAUACCCUGAUGAACUGUGAGAAAUUCGCAGUCCGGUUUGGAAAACCGUGUCCCACUCAUUGUGACAAACCAGGAUUAUAAGGGAAGGUUACAGUAGCUCAUCCCAGCUGAUCAGCCAGACUCCUGGAGAACCCCUUCUGGGUGUUUCUAAGAGGCAGUUCCUACUCCUGUUAGUCUUCCAGGAUUCUUGUACAAAGGGAAUAAAUGUGAGGUAUGCUUAA